AUGGACCUCGAGGUAGACUCCCUGGGCGACGCGCCGUCGCUGGAAUGGAAAAAAUCGGCCCGUCGGCGGUCGAGCACGGGCUCUCGGAAGGUUCCCCGGCGAUCGGUGCUGAGCGAGUCGACGAAUCGGCACAACAACGCCGCCGACGACGCCGAGGCCGACAGCGACGGCGACCUCUGCCACAAGACCGACCCCGAGCGCGGGGAGACGUGGUUGGCGCGGUGGGGCGAGCUCGUCGACGCGCUCCCCGCCAUCGACGACGACGUACCGCCGGACGCGUUCCGCGGCGCGGCGCGCGAGCUGCUGCGGCGUGGCGUCGAGAUCGUCGACGCCGCGGACGCGGAGGACGCGGCGGGGCGCGACGCGCUCGUGCUCCGCUUCGUCGACGGACCGGAGGGGCGGGUCUCGCUGCCGCCGCCGUUCGACGACCCGUUCUCGUUCGCGAACGACUACCUGCCGCUCUACGGCCCGCUGCGGGGGUUCCAGGUCGACGCCAUCGCGGCGCUCCACGAGCGGCGCGACGUCCUCCUCGCCGUGCGCUGCGGCGCCGGCAAGAGCCUGCCGCCGGCGAUGGUCGCGGCGGCUCGGGCCCGGGACGCGUUGGACCGCGGCGCGCAGCAGGUCUGCGUCUGGACCGCGCCGACGCAGGCGCUCGUCGCCGACAAGGUCGACGACCUCCAGGGGCGCUACGGCGAGGGCUGGCGGAACGCGGGCGGGCGCGGCGACUUCGCCGCCGCGGUCGCCGGCCUGGAGCGCGCGGGCGCGCGCGACGACGACGGCGACGUCGUCUUCGACUACGCGGACGCCGCCGCGUCGAGCUCGACGUCGGCGUCGACGGCGCGCCACCCCGUGCUGGCCGCGAUCUCGGCCAAGGCGUGCGACGUCGCCGUCCUGGUCAUGUGCCCCGAGAUGCUCGCGGAGCACGCGGCGUGGUUCGUGCUCGCGGCGCGCGCGGGCAUCAUCUCCCUCGUGGUCAUCGACGAGUGUGACGAGGAGGUCGGCAACGACGACUCGUUCCGGCGGAGCCAGGAGGCGCAGGGGCGCACGAUCCAGGCCUGCUUCGCGUUGGCCGGCGCGAAGGCGCCCGUCGUCGCCCUGUCGGGCACGCUGUCCAAGUUCGAGGUGGGCUCGCUCCUCGAGGCCCUCGGCCUGCCGCCCGCGCCGGCGACGCUCGUCAUCCGGACGGCGUCGCCGAUCAACUCCAUGGUCGACAUCCACACGGGCGAAGCCGACGACGAGGACCCGGACGGCUACGGCGCGCCCUGCGCGAGCCCCCUGGACCACGUGGCCGUGAGCCCGCCGGCGCCGGUCACGCAGCGGCCCGUGGGCACCGCCUUCCAGCUCGAGCUCGCGCGCGACUCGUGCGAGCCGCCGCCGACGGCCUUGGCGACGCGCCGCGCCGCGCGCCGGGCCGGGUCCGACGCGCAGCUGGCCAAGGCGUUGGGCAUGGCGCAAGAGGGGCCGAACGCGCUGCUCGUCGCCGCGAGCGCCGCGAUCUCGGACGCGACGGCUCCCGCCGAGCCCGGCGCCGGCGACGAGGCCGAUCGGGCGACGAUGCGGCGCGCGGAGACCCUGCUCCGGCGCCAGAAGAGCGCGCUCGUGGCCGAGCGCGACGGCGCGGCGGCCGAGCACGCGCACCUCUGCCAGGAGAAGGUCCGGGUCCUGAAAUCCAGCACCGCGAAGAUGCAGGACCUGAAGGCCACGAUCAAGCAGUGCAACGCCGCGCUGCGCAAGAACCAGAAGGACAGCAACGUUGUCCAAGCCCGGCGCAAGGCGGCCGAGCUCCAGGACCGGCUGCGCGCCGCCACCGCCGCGGAGCCCGAGGCCGACGGCGCCGUGGAGCGCGACCCCGACGACGAGAUCCGCAUCACGGACGGCGAGCCCGUCUUCUCCGACGCCGACGACAGCGACGGCGACUUCGGCGACGCCUAG
Aureococcus anophagefferens is the source of this 1932-nucleotide messenger RNA. Its product is annotated as expressed protein. Lineage: Eukaryota; Pelagophyceae; Pelagomonadales; Pelagomonadaceae. The coding region runs from base 1 to 1932 and encodes 643 amino acids. The transcript has a single exon. The record is from RefSeq and is a predicted model, not a curated record.